AUGGCUUCUUCCACUAACUACGAUGGGAUCCUUCUCGGAAUGGGUAACCCACUCCUCGACAUCUCUGCCGUCGUCGACGAGGAUUUUCUCACCAAAUACGACAUCAAGUUGAACAAUGCGAUCCUCGCGGAGGAAAAACAUUUGCCCAUGUAUGAUGAGAUGAGUAGCAAGUUCAAUGUUGAAUACAUUGCCGGAGGUGCUACUCAGAACUCCAUCAAAGUGGCUCAGUGGAUGCUUCAAAUUCCUGGAGCAACCAGUUACAUGGGAUCCAUUGGAAAGGACAAGUACGGAGAGGCAAUGAAGAAGGAUGCUACUGCAGCUGGUGUCAAUGUCCACUAUUAUGAAGAUGAGUCAGCACCUACAGGAACUUGUGGUGUCUGUGUUGUUGGUGGAGAAAGGUCGCUUAUUGCCAAUCUUUCAGCUGCAAACUGCUACAAGGUUGAUCACCUUAAGAAGCCUGAAAACUGGGCAUUGGUUGAGAAGGCCAAGUUCUACUACAUUGCUGGAUUCUUCCUCACGGUAUCCCCCGAAUCCAUCCAGUUGGUAUCUGAGCACGCUGCUGCCAACAACAAGGUGUUCACAAUGAACCUCUCUGCUCCAUUCAUCUGUGAGUUCUUCAAAGAUGCGCAGGAGAAGUUCUUGCCAUACAUGGACUUUGUUUUUGGCAAUGAGACAGAGGCAAGAACCUUCUCCAGGGUUCAUGGCUGGGAGACCGAUGAUGUGGAACAAAUAGCCAUCAAGAUUUCACAGCUUCCCAAGGCGACAGGAACAUACAAGAGGACCACAGUGAUCACACAGGGCGCAGACCCAGUGGUUGUUGCUGAAGAUGGAAAGGUGAAGAAAUAUCCAGUCAUCCCUCUCCCUAAGGAGAAGCUCGUUGACACCAACGGUGCAGGUGAUGCAUUUGUUGGAGGUUUCAUGUCACAGCUUGUGCAAGGGAAAUCGAUCGAGGAGUGCGUCAAGGCUGGAUGCUACGCUUCGAACGUGGUGAUCCAAAGAUCUGGCUGCACUUACCCUGAGAAGCCCGCCUUCAACUAA
Messenger RNA from Microthlaspi erraticum, 1038 nucleotides. The record is from the annotation of a GenBank genome assembly. NCBI's taxonomy places the organism in Eukaryota, Viridiplantae, Streptophyta, Magnoliopsida, Brassicales, Brassicaceae.